AUGUCGAGUCGUGAAGUCGACCGAUUAACACCGUCAGUCACCCGGCAUAACAAACGAUGUAUCAAUUGUUCAUUUUUGAUACCCAGAAACCUACCUAUACAUUCAUUGCAACAAGCAUCUACUUCAAUGAUUAAUUUGUUACAGUCGUGGAUAACUCCUACUCAGUUGUCUUCAGAAUGUGUGCUUUGUACAGAGUGUUUGACACUGCUUCAAGAUCAAGCAAACACAAUUAGUGAAGGAUUGCCUGCUUUUGGUCAUAGAAGUAUAUGUUUUACGUGUGGCAAUUCUAUUCUACGUGCAACUAGAACAUAUCCUGUAAGACAAGAUCGACAAGAGAGAAACAUUUUAGACAUGUUCCGCUGCAUCUGGUAA
Molecule: messenger RNA, 372 nt
Organism: Parnassius apollo (apollo)
Lineage: Eukaryota; Metazoa; Arthropoda; Insecta; Lepidoptera; Papilionidae
Source: the annotation of a GenBank genome assembly